AUGCAUUUGGAACCGCCUAAUGGCACGGGAAGCCCAGUGCUCAACGAGGGCAUCGCGCACCCGCAACCAGAGGAGGAAGUCGUAGGCGACCCCCCAAAGAAGUUGGCCAUUAUCGGCAUGGCCUGUCGUCUUCCGGGACAGGUAACGACCCCAGACGAACUGUGGGAUCUCUGCUCGCGAGCCCGAAGCGCCUGGUCGCCGGUGCCAAAAAGCCGAUUCAACGCCGAUUCCUUCUACCAUCCGAACCCCGAUCGACCAGGCUCCUUCAACCCCACCGGAGCGCAUUUUCUGCACGAAGAUGUCGGGCUAUUCGAUGCGCCGUUCUUCAAUAUAACCCUCCAAGAGGCACGCUCGAUGGAUCCGCAACAUCGCAUUAUGUUGGAAUGUGUGUAUGAAGCACUGGAAAAUGCAGGCGUGUCGAACCACUCGAUUACGGGAAAGAAGGUGGGCGUUUUUGCGGGGGCUUCGUUUCCGGAUUAUGAAGUGAACAACACGAAGGAUGCCGACUCUAUUCCUAUUUACGAUUGUACUGGGACGGCUGUUGCGUUGCAGUCGAACCGCAUUUCUCACUACUUCAAUCUUAACGGCCCGAGUAUGACGAUUGAUACGGCGUGCUCUUCGAGUUUGUCGGCUCUGCAUCUGGCGGCGCAAAGUAUUCGGAAUGGGGAAUGUUCGAUGGCGAUUGUGGGAGGAUGUCAUUUGAAUCUUGUUCCCGAAAUGUUUAUUUCUAUGACCCGGUCGAGAUUGCUUGCAGACUCCGGAAAAUCAUACGCCUUUGAUCAGAGAGGGAGUGGAUUUGGCCGUGGCGAAGGUGCGGGCGUCAUCGUUUUAAAGAGUCUGGAAGACGCAGAAGCUGCUCAAGAUGCUAUCCGGUCAGUGAUCGUGAACACUGGAAUCAAUCAAGACGGUCGUACACGAGGUAUUGCGAUGCCAAACGGAGAUGCCCAGGAAGCAUUGAUUAGGCAGGUCUAUAAGGAGGCGCAAGUGGACCCCGCGAUGACUGGAUUCGUUGAAGCCCACGGCACUGGUACGAAAGUGGGAGAUCCACUUGAGGCUACUGCUUUGAAUGCUGUGUUUGGAAAGGGACGCACAGCCAAGCAGCCUCUUUUGAUUGGUUCCAUUAAAUCGAACUUGGGCCAUUUGGAAGGCUCCAGUGGUAUAGUCGCUGUCAUCAAAACUGCUUUGAUGCUGGAGCGCGGAUUCGUUUUGCCGAAUUGCAACUACGACAAGUCUAAUGAAGAGAUUCCUAUGGAUAAAUGGCAUAUGAAGCCCUGGCCUCGGGGGAAGAACUACGCUAGCGUGAACAACUUUGGCUUUGGCGGGACCAAUGCACACGUUGUCUUGGAGCGCGCACCCCGACAUACAGGUGAAGGCAUCCAGAAUACAGAUCCACUCAAGCGCAAGGUCUUUAUUGCGUCUGGCCACGACAAGAAAGCUGCCCUGGAUUGUAUUCAUCGAUUGGCGACUUACAUGGAUCUGAACCCAUUCAUCUUCAACGACAGCCUCAUGGACAAUAUGGCCUACACACUGGGUCAACGGCGAAGCUUCCACCCAUGGCGUGUGGCUGUAGCAGCCUCGCAUAACGCAGACUUGAGCGCCUCCUGGGCGAAAAUCCCGGAGCCUGUUCGGUCUUCUAAGGAGCCCAGCAUUGGUUUUGUGUUUACCGGACAGGGCGCGCAAUGGCAUGGAAUGGGCAAGGAAUUGUUGCAUACAUAUCCCGUCUUUGAGAAGACCAUGAAAGCUGUGGAUGCUAGUUUAAAAACACUUGGUGGGACUUUCUCGAUUAUUGAUGAGCUUCUCCUCGAAGACCCGGCUGCAAGCAAAAUUUCCGCCGCAUAUAUGAGCCAGCCGGCUUGUACAGCAGUCCAACUGGCUCUGGUGGAUCUCCUGUCCUCAUGGGGUGUUCGACCCAAGGCAGUCGUGGGUCACUCCAGUGGAGAGAUUGCCGCCGCAUACGCAGCAGGCAUCCUGACAUUGGACGAGUGUGUUCGUGUGGCGUACUGUCGAGGUGUUGCAGCAAACAUCGUGGCCAAUGAUGAAUCUGUCCACGGCGCCAUGUUGGCUGUUGGUGCCCAUGCCGGCGAUAUCCAGCAGAUCCUAGAUGCCAUGCGAGGCAAGCGAGCUGUCAUUGCCUGCGAAAACAGCGAUACCAGCGUUACUCUUUCUGGAGACAAGGACGUCAUUUCCAGCUUGCAAGAGGCUUUGGACAAGGAAGGGAUCUUUACCCGUAUGCUGCACGUCGAUGUCGCAUAUCACUCCCAUCACAUGCAGCGGGUCUCUCAACAGUACAGCUCUCUACUGGGCAAGAUUGCACCUCGCCCCUCUCGCGUUCCUUUCCACUCCACUGUCCAUGGCAAGCUUGUCCCGGGUAGCACUUUGGAUACAUCAUAUUGGGUUCAGAAUCUGGUCUCACGCGUUGAAUUUGUUAAGGGAGUGCGAAGCUUGCUUGAUACUGAACAGCCAACAGGACAGAUUGAUACUCUGGUCGAAAUCGGUCCUCAUCCUGCGCUCCAAACACCUACCAAGGACAUCGUUAGCAACUAUGCUCCCAACCGCACCAUGCAAUUUGAACAUACUCUCAAGCGCAAGAUGGACGCUAUCGGAGCGGUUCAGCAACUUGCCAUGUCUCUCUUCACUCACGGCAUGAUGACCCUGGACUUCCAGGAGAUAAAUUUCCCGAACCUCGACCGGAGCCCAAGGAAACCUGCUCUCAUCACCAACCUUCCCAAGUACCCCUGGAACCACACAGAAAGAUACUGGAUCAACCCACGCAUGAGCGAUAACAUCUACCACGCCAAGUUUCCACGAAGUGACAUCCUCGGCAAGCUUACAAUCGAGAACGUGGACUUUGAGCCUCGAUGGAGGAAUUUGAUUCGGGCAGAUGAUAACCCAUGGAUCCGCCAGCAUCGAGUUCAUGAAAGUAACGUGUAUCCCAUGACUGGAUUCCUUGCCAUGGCUAUGGAAGCUAUCUCUCAACAAGCGCAACUCCACCACCUGGUUCCUGGCAAGAUCGAGCUGCGCGAUAUCUUCAUCAACCGUGUCCUCGCAAUCCCUGAUAAUACAACUGUGGAAACCAUGCUCAGCCUGCGGCCUGUUCGGCCCGAGGCUCCUGGAAGAGCUGUGCUCGGCUGGCACGAGUUCAAGGUCUUUUCCUGGGCCGAAGGACGGGGCUGGGAUCAGCAUGUCAGCGGUUUUGUGAUGGUACAGGAAUCCAAGGACGCAAACCCCGUUAGUGGGUCAAGAGAGCAAACGGAGACUAUGCAGCAGCUGGCAGAGAAUGUGGUAGACUUUGAUGCUUCUUGCAAGCUCUCGAUCAACACCAAGACUCUUUACGAAAAUAUCUCGAGCGGCGGUAUUCAUUACGGUCCACUCUUCCAAGGCCUGACGAAUAUUUUGGUCAAUGACACGAAACAGGCCAUGGCUACCAUCGAGGUCCCGGACACGCGAAAGUGCAUGCCGAAUGAAUAUGAAACCGAGUGCAUCAUCCACCCCGUGACGCUCGACUUGUGCUCUCAAGCCAUGUGGGUGCUUGGCGGAUUUGGCAUGCCAGGACCCCAUACCACCUGUGUGCCUUCGCAUGUUAAGCACGUCUCUGUUUCUCUGGACUCAAACCUCGGACACGGUGCCACUCUACAGCUGUAUGGCUCUCAUUCCGGAAUCGAGACAUCCAACAACAGAAUAUUUGCUACUACCUCUGAGAACCCUUCGAAGAUCGCUGUCGAGAUUGAUGGAAUUACCCUGGUCCCUAUCUCAAACGACAUCAAAGGAUCUAAGGACAAUACGGCAAACCAGAUCUGCUACAAGCUCCACUGGGAGCCCUGCUUUGAACUUCUGUCAGAAGACACCUACCGCCAACUUUCACGAUCCAAUCUUGGUGAUGAUGGGAAGGGUAGCGAGAGAAUGCACCAACUUGAUCGCGUCGCAGAAUAUUGGCUGCGUCGAAUGCUGCGCGCUGUCCCUGAAGAGCAGAUUUCUUCUCUUGAAGGCCACCACCAGCGAUUCUACCGCUGGGCUCAACAGACCUGCCGUGACGCAGGAAUGGCCGAAGAUCUUUCUGCCGAGGUCAUUGAUCAGACGCGCAAUGUUAACGGAGCUGGUGAAUUUAACUGCAAGGUUGGCGAGUUGCUGCCCCAAAUCCUUCGCGGUGAAGUUGAUGCUUUGACGAUCAUGCUCGAAGAGGAUCUAUUGAGCAAAUAUUACCAGGAUCUUGACGGUCUUCGGGAGGCUUAUGCCAACGCGUCUGUCUGUAUUGAUAAGAUUGCUCAUCAGAACUGCAACAUGAACAUUCUCGAGAUUGGUGCAGGAACUGGAGGUGCGACAAUGCCGAUUUUGAAGAGCCUUGGUGGCAAUGAGCCUGGAUCGACUCCCCGUUUCGGCCACUAUACUUACACCGAUAUCUCGCCUGGGUUCUUCGAGAAGGCGAAGUCGCGAUUUGAAGAUUGGAGUCACUUGAUGACUUACCAGACCCUCGAUGUUUCUCUCGAUCCGGUCAGCCAAGGCUUCGCUCUUGGAUCCUAUGAUUUGGUGGUUGCUUGCAAUGUUCUUCACGCUACCCCGCAGAUCAAUGAGACGAUGGCCAACAUUAGAUCGCUGCUCAAGCCUGGUGGUAAAGUUAUGUUGAUUGAAGAGACCGCUUCCAAGCCGAGGCACUUCCCCUUCGCACUGCUGCCAGGAUGGUGGCUUGCCAGCGAUGAAGUCCGUCCGGAUGGACCUCUCCUGACACGCCAUGGCUGGAACGAUGUUAUGAAGGCAAAUGAUUUCACCGGUGUUGACCUCUGCGUUGAGGAGUAUCCUGGAGCUUCUUUCCAGUCAGGCUGCUUGAUGAUGUCGACUGCCAACGGUCCUGUAUCUGGACCUGUCAACUCUGGAGACAUGGUCAUCAUUGGCCCAGACACUAUUGGAAGCUUGUCUCUGCUGAGUCUCGAAGCCGGAUUGACUGAAGCCACCGGAGUGAAGCCAGCAGCCGUAUCAGACCUCAGCUCCGUGGAUGUUACCGGGAAAUGGUGCAUCUUCCUUGGUGGCAUGGACCAGUCGGUACUCUCCCAUCUCACUCCGAAGAAAUUCGAAGAGUUCCAGCGUCUCAUGAGCCGCGCACGAGGUCUUCUCUGGGUUAUCCGUCACACCAAAUCUAAUCCUGAGUCUCUUGGUGCCAACAUGGUGGUCGGCCUCGCCCGCACCCUUCGAUCAGAAAGCGGCGUGCCCUUCGCAACCCUCGAUCUUGGUGAGAAGGGGAGCAUGUCCGAUGCCCAAGCUGUCGAUCAUAUGCUGAAGGUAUUCAAGAGUGUCUUCUGCCAAAAGUCGCAGCUGAUGCAAAACGACAUGGAAUUUGUUGUUCGCGACGGGCAUGUUUGUGUUCCUCGUCUUGUCGACAACCACGCCCUCAACAUCAGCGUCCAGCAAGAAACAGCCGAUGCACCCCCAGCCCUGCAGCCUUUCAAACAGAAGGAUCGCCCGCUCAGACUGACAGCUGGCGAGAGCCGGACUCUGGACGAAAUAUACUUCACUGACGACGAGGCUCGCAAUGAUCCCCUGCCCGAUGACUAUGUUGAGAUCCGAGUUACUUGCACCGGUCUGAACUUCCGCGAUGUUCUUAUGGCUAUGGGGCAACUUCGUGGUGACAAGCUUGGACAGGAGUGCAGUGGUGUUGUUUCCAAGGUUGGCUCGGCUGUUACCAACUUUGCUACUGGCGACCGAGUCUGCGCGAUGUCCCCUGGCUCGCUGGCAUCGUACACUCGUUGCCCGGCAUCCUGCGCAUGGGUCAUCCCGGAUGAUAUGUCGUUCGAGACUGCAGCUUCCAUCCCCGCCGUUUUCUGUACAGCUUACUACUCUCUCAUCGACCUGGGGCAUUUGGAACAGGACGAGAGUGUUCUCAUUCACGCGGCAGCUGGUGGUGUCGGUCAAGCCGCUAUAAUCAUAGCCCAGAAUAUCGGCGCCAGGAUCUUCGCGACAGUCGGUAGUCUCGAGAAGAAGAAGUUCUUGAUGGAAACAUAUCACCUCAAAGACGAACAGAUCUUCUUCAGCCGUGAUACCUCUUUCGCGGAGGGUAUUCGUCGUGCGACAGGCGGAGAUGGCGUGGAUGUUGCCCUCAACUCGCUCAGCGGUGACGCUUUGCAGGCUACAUUCGAGUGCAUCGCGCCUUUUGGUCGAUUCAUCGAGCUCGGAAAGCGAGACAUUACGACAAACUCUCGUUUGGAAAUGUCCCACUUCAACCAGAACGUUUCGUUCUCUUCGGUCGAUCUGGGAAUUGUGCGAGAGAAACGCCCCAAACUGUGCAAGCGACUACUCCGUAACGCUUUCAACAUCUUCGUUGACUCGCGGGCGCACUUGCGCUGGCCUGUAACUACCCUUCCGAUUUCGGAUGUCGAAGCUGGGUUCCGUGCUUUGCAGGGUGGACAGGUCAUUGGCAAGAUGGUGGUCUCUAUCACGGAUGAUUCCAAGGUCAAGGUUCAUCCCGCUCGCAAGGAAGAGAAGCUGCUCAGUCCUGACGCGACUUAUGUUGUGGUUGGUGGUACUAGCGGUAUUGGUCUUGACAUUGCCAGCUGGAUGCCACAGAAGGGAGCUCGUCAUAUAGUGCUCGUCUCUCGGAGUGGUGCUUCAACUGAGCUUGCCCAGAAAACGAUCCAUGACCUCAUCCAGGAUGGAGUCACUGUCGAGGUUUGCCGCUGUGAUGUUUCCAGCAAGGAGAGUGUGGAGCAGAAUCUGGCUCCUCCUCUUACCCGACUACCCCCUGUUAAGGGUGUGGUAUAUGGUGCCAUGGUCCUUCGCGACAUGCUUUUCGAAAAGCAGAGCUUCGAUGACUACGAAUUUGUCAUGAAGCCCCGAGUACACGGAAUCUGGAACCUGCAAAACACCCUGCAAAGCCUUAGCAAAGAUAGUCUCGACUUCUUCGUCACAUUAUCUUCCGCAGCCAGUUUCGUCGGCAACAUGGGCCAAGCAGCAUAUGCAGCCAGCGGAACCUUCAUGGCGGCAUUGGCCCAGUAUUCCGAAUCCUCUAACAUUCCUUGCACAACCAUCGACCUCCCCGUCGUCCGAGGCAUCGGCUACCUCUCUGACGACCAAAAACGCGAACAAAUCUCCUCCCAACUCGGCACUGAGUCCGUCUGCGCAACCGAAAUCCGCGGCCUUGUCGCAGCAGCCAUCCGCAAAGAAAUGCUUGACACCUGCGCCGGCCACUGCGUUGUCGGCUUCGACGGCGUGAAGAAAUACCCCGCCAGCGAACAACCAUUCUGGGUAAACGACACCAAGCUCUCGCAUCUUCUCCGCGUAUCCACCCUCGCGGGCGCAGGCGAGGCCGAUGCCGUCCAAACAAACAAGGAGAUCUCACCCGCCUCCGCAAUCAAACAAUCUCGCGAAUUUGAGAGUGCCCAGGCUGUGACGGUGACUGCAUUGACGCAUAAGAUUUCUAAUAUUCUGAUGCGUCCGCUGGAAGAUAUGGAUCCUUCAGCGCCUAUUUCGGUUUACGGAUUGGAUUCCCUCGUGGCUAUUGAGAUUCGGAACUGGAUUACCAGGGAGUUAGAGGCUAAUAUGCAGAUUCUAGAAAUUCUCACGAGUGAUUCGUUGCCUGCGCUUGCUGAGCAUAUUUUGAGAAAGUCGGGCAUUUUGACACCCGAGUUGAAGUCGGAGUGGGGUUUGGAUGUGGCUGAGGUGCGGAAUGGGAUGGAGUAG
Molecule: messenger RNA, 7665 nt
Organism: Penicillium argentinense
Lineage: Eukaryota; Fungi; Ascomycota; Eurotiomycetes; Eurotiales; Aspergillaceae
Product: type I polyketide synthase
Exons: 6
Coding region: 1-7665 (2554 amino acids)
Biological process (GO): secondary metabolite biosynthetic process; fatty acid biosynthetic process
Molecular function (GO): phosphopantetheine binding; oxidoreductase activity; 3-oxoacyl-[acyl-carrier-protein] synthase activity
Source: RefSeq, a predicted model, not a curated record